AUGUCUGGCUUCUUUGUUCUCAUUAAGAUAACAGAGAUUGGAAUACAUAGACACUUUCCUUUAAUAGUUUGUGACCCUGAACUAAAUCCAGAACUUAACGUUCCCAGAAGUUCAAACACUUGCUGUUUAAUGUAUGUUGACCAUAUAACAUUACAAGACCUCAUAAAAUAUCAAGGUGUCAAAUGUGAAGUGUUGCAAGGAUACUAUUACGAUGGAAACAGAGAUAUUAGAAUAAGAGAUGAAGUAAAGAAGUUGUUUGAGUUAAGGUUAAAGUAUAAGAAAGAAGGAAAUCCUUUGCAAGAAAAUAUAAAGCUCAUUCUGAACAGUAUUUAUGGCAAAACUAUUCUAUCUCCUAUUGAGUCAAAAAUAACCAUAGUAGAUGACAAAGAUGCUAUAAGAUAUGCCAUCAGAAACUACAACCAUAUAGUGAAGUUCGAAGGUUUGGAUGGUUCAGAUAAAACUAUUUUCAAGCUAACGAAAAGCAUUUGCAGACACUUUAACUUCUGUCCACUUGGUGUUAACAUUCUGUCUAUGUCGAAGAGAAUAAUGUGUGAAGUAUUCUGUACUGCUGAGGACUUAGGAAUGGACAUCUUUUAUAGCGAUACGGACAGUAUGCAUCUCUACAAUGAAGAUAUCCCUCGUUUAGCUGAAGAGUUUGAGAAACGUUAUGGAAGAGUUCUCAUUGGUAAAAACCUUGGUCAAUUUCAUAGCGACUUUGCAGAAAUCACAAAAGAUAAACAAAGUUUAGCAUACAAGUCAAUAUUUUGUGGAAAGAAGACUUACAUAGACUUACUCACGAAUGAUUUAAAUGAAGUUGCAUUUCACUGCAGAAUGAAAGGCGUGAAGCAAGAUGUUAUUGCUUUAACCGCU
Messenger RNA from Trichomonas vaginalis G3, 870 nucleotides. RefSeq names its product organellar and viral DNA polymerase type B. Gene Ontology annotation, biological process: DNA replication. Gene Ontology annotation, molecular function: DNA-directed DNA polymerase activity; nucleotide binding; DNA binding. The annotation marks the transcript as partial. NCBI's taxonomy places the organism in Eukaryota, Parabasalia, Trichomonadida, Trichomonadidae. The transcript has a single exon. The record is from RefSeq and is a predicted model, not a curated record.